AGAGUUAUUUUGAACCAAAAUUACAAUGUGCUUAGAAAAUAAAAUAAAUUAAAACUGGAUAAAUACUGAAGUGAAAAUGGAAGAUUCAUAUACGGACAGCGAUGUUUCUAUGUCUCCUACACAAAUACUGGAACGGUUACAAGUUCUUCGACAGUUACAGUUAAUGCAACGCGGAAAGCUUAAGAAUCAGCGUUUGCAGUACCAGGAAUCUCCAGUAAGCUCAAACGUAACAGAAAUUGUGAGCCAUUUCAGCAAUAGUACUAGCUAUAACACUUUCCAAAGUUUGUUGCAUUCUUCUGAAGUAACUUAUGAAGAAACACCACGGCGCAACAGUGGUGAUAUGGCGCCCAAAGUAAAAGAAAAUGAUAUGAUUGAGGGAGUGACUGUUUUGAACUUAUCUCAAGAAUCAGAAUUUAUUGUGAAAUCUCCAGCUUCUACAAAAAGUUCGGAUUCGCACCUGAAGGUUGAUAAUGUGAAAUUGACACCAAAUCUUCCCUUCAGUAAUAACAGUGUAAAAAUACACUCUGUACAAAGCAAACAAAUAUCACUGGAUGAAAUGCCAAUACUUUCUCCAAAAAAAGAUUUUGAAGGCUUAUUAAUGGAAAAACUUCAAAACAGUAAAGAAGUUCCAGAUAGUAAAAGUCCAAAAUCCAAAAUUGUUCCAGGGAUAAUAAAAAAGCCUUUUCUGAAAAGAGGAGAAGGCACGGCUAGGUUUGGACUUAAUAAAAACGAUUUAAAAAUUCAAAACACACGCUCACUGCCCUGGAGGCGUAAAAGCUUUGAGACUAAAUGUUACCAAUCUCCUAUAAAGCAAAUUAAACAAAAUAAUAAAAGGAAUGAAAUUAAAAAAGUGGCAGANUUCAAAAUUGUUCCAGGGAUAAUAAAAAAGCCUUUUCUGAAAAGAGGAGAAGGCACGGCUAGGUUUGGACUUAAUAAAAACGAUUUAAAAAUUCAAAACACACGCUCACUGCCCUGGAGGCGUAAAAGCUUUGAGACUAAAUGUUACCAAUCUCCUAUAAAGCAAAUUAAACAAAAUAAUAAAAGGAAUGAAAUUAAAAAAGUGGCAGAUAAACCACAAAGUCUGUGUCCGAAGCCGAAGAUAUUAGUUAAGCAAAGCAAUUCUUUAAAACCAGAAAAUGUAGCACAUGAAAUGAAGAAAGAUAGCAUUAAAAGUCUUGUAGAAUCCAAUAUUUCUGAAAUUCAUACUAACAAAACAGACUCUAACAAAAUAAUUGAAAUACCAAAAGAAAAACACCCCUUUGUUGCAAAUAAAGGAAAGACAUGGGCCUCUGUUCUAACAAAUGAACAGAAUGACUUUUUGAGGCAACUUAAGCAAAGUGAAUUUUACAAGAACUUUGCUUCUCCAACUAAAAGCUCAGUAUCUGAUAUUAGUUGUAACGAGAGCUUAAUCAAUAUAAGACAGCGAAGAGAAGCAGCUGAGCAAAAUAUGUUUGAGCUUUUAGAGAACAAGGUCUCUCAUGAUAGUUUUACAUUAGAAAAUUCAUUUCUUAAUAAAUUUUUAAAACCCAAGAAUCUUGAUUCUUCUGGAGAAAGUACUCCUUUGGUCGUACAAAAGUUCAUAAUGAACAAUCCUGCUUUAAGGCAUAUAUCUGCAGGCUUAAGUCUACCAGAGGUUAGUAGUACAUAUACAGAAAUUGAUGUUGAUAGAUGUAGAAGCUAUGAUUGUACAGAAUGUUGUACUGACAAUUGUUCUUCUGUAUCAACUUGUUGCUCAUGUAAAGCUACUGAGCACACUGACGAUAAUACCUCUUGCAAAACAACUCCAGUACAAAUAAAACAGAAUCUAAAAUCAAAGGAAAAAAAGGUUGACAAAGAAAAAGCAGAUAGUUGUCAUAAUAAUGACACUGAACAUGACAUAAUGAAAAACAACUUAGUGGAAAUGAAUGCCAAAUUAGUAAACACAAGUGAACUAUUAAAAGAAAGGUUGCAGGAACUAGAAGGUGAAAUAGAAAUAUUUAGAAAGGAAAAUUCAAAUUUAGCAAAACUUAGAGAAGAUAUUGAUUUAGAGAGACAAAAGUUCUAUCAAGAAAAAGCUGCUUUUGAACAAAAGUUUAAUGAGGAGAAAAUUUUGUCUGAAUAUUACCUAGCUGAAGAAAAAGAAAAACUAACAAAACAAAAGCAAAUGUAUGAAAGAAACAUAAGAGAAAUCAGAGGCAGGCUUAGUAAAAAAGAAAAAGAUGAAGUAAUCAAUCUGAAAAAGGAAAUAGAAAGUCUCAAAGAAGAAAUAAGAGUUAAAGAUGCAAAAUCAACAUCAACCAUAGCUAGACUCCGAAAUCAAAUUAAGAUAAUUGAAAAAGAAAAAAAAGAUAAGGAGACAACAAUAGAAAAAUUGAAAAAGGAAAAUAAAAGAAUUCAACAUAGCAAUGAUAUUACAAGGCGUUUAUCCAACAUGAAAUAUUUAGCUGAAAUAAAUAAAAAAUUAAAAAAUGUGAAUCCAAAAGAUAUUAGAUCUGAACCUGAUUUAGAUGAUGAUGCAAAGUAUAAAGAUUUUGAGAUAGAAAGACAAAGUAGAAAUAAAACUGCUCCAAUAGCCAAAAGUAAUACAAGACAAAGAGCUAAGAGUGUACCAAACCUAAAUGUGUCUUCAGCAUAUGCCAAGUAUUUCAGUCAAAGAGAUGCUCUUAGUCAAAUAGAACAAAAUCGGACAUUGAAUAAGGAUAAGAUCAAUAUAAGUUAUUCAGAUAAUGAUAAUGAUUUAGAGGAACUGGAAGAUGAACAAGUAUCUGACAUCCAAGACAAUCCAAAUGAAAAAUCCAACAGUGAAGGUGUAAAUAAUUUAGAAAAGAUUUAUUUGCAAACAUUUAGAUGUAACUCUCCAAAAAGCUUCAGGUCUAGUACAAGUUCUGUUGAUAGUAAUUCUAAUAUUCAAGAAAAAAGAGACAACAAUUUCAUUACCAAAUCCAAUUCUUUUUCAAAUUCAAUAAGAACUUCUAAAUCUCCAAAUUCAACAACUAGGACAUACCAGAACUACAGUACAAAUAGAAGUAAAUCACCAGUAUCUAUUUUGAGCAACAGAUCUCAAACUUCCGGUUACUCUCCUGAAAGCUGUUCAGAUUUUUUUGGAAUCAACGAAAAUCUUAGAACAAAAUCACCAAUAUCCACUAUGCUCAGCAAUCAUUCAUCGUUAAGAUCAGAAACAGUUAUUUUCAAUGAAAAGAGUGCAGAUGCUACAAAACAAACCAGUUCAUCUAGCUUGACAAAAACAAAUCUGAAUCCAAUGGAAAUUAAAAGAUCAGAUGGAUCACGGGAAUUAAGGUUUCCAAAUGGGAAUGUUAAACACAUAUCUGCUGAUGGUAAAUAUAGUAAAUUUAUUUAUUAUAAUGGUGAUGUCAAGGAGAAUUUUUACAGUGAUGGGAUAAUCAAAUAUUAUUAUGCUGAAACAAAAACAUAUCACACGACCCAUCCAGAUGGUUUGGAGGUGCUGGAGUUUCCAGAUGGUCAAGUAGAAAAAAGAUAUAAAGAUGGUUCCUCUGAAAUACGCUUACCGAAUGGCAGUAUCCGAUAUUUCGACCCUAAGAAUGAACAUGUUCGUGAGGAGUGGAGGUUCCCUGAUGGAGCUGCACUCACCAUUUCUGCUAGUGGGGAACAACGCAUCAUUUUUAGUAAUGGUCAAAUUGAAGUGCAUGCAGCAGAUCAUAAGCGUCGCGAGUUUCCAGAUGGUACUGUUAAGCUGGUAUAUCACGAUGGUACUUCUGAGACUCGCUAUGCAUCAGGACGUAUCAGAAUAAAGGAUAAACACGGAAGUUUGAUUAUGGACUCUGCACGGAAUUGAAUUCCACACUUAGUAUUAUACUCUGCAACCCGUUUAGUUGUAUAGGGAUAAUUGCUAAAGUGGAGAUUAAAAAAAAAUUUUGUAAAUGUUUUGCUAUUGACUAUGUGAUUAUUUGUAAAGUUGACU
Bombyx mandarina (wild silkworm) is the source of this 3919-nucleotide messenger RNA. It is a transcript of the gene Sas-4, whose product is annotated as spindle assembly abnormal 4. Lineage: Eukaryota; Metazoa; Arthropoda; Insecta; Lepidoptera; Bombycidae. Gene Ontology annotation, cellular component: centriole; centrosome. Gene Ontology annotation, molecular function: tubulin binding. The record is from RefSeq and is a predicted model, not a curated record. Gene Ontology annotation, biological process: cilium assembly; centriole elongation.